Messenger RNA from Phanerochaete carnosa HHB-10118-sp, 1825 nucleotides. RefSeq lists its product as uncharacterized. Lineage: Eukaryota; Fungi; Basidiomycota; Agaricomycetes; Polyporales; Phanerochaetaceae. Gene Ontology annotation, molecular function: FMN binding; oxidoreductase activity. The record is from RefSeq and is a predicted model, not a curated record. Bases 1 to 1683 code for a protein of 560 amino acids. The transcript is spliced from 5 exons.
AUGAGGCUGCUCGUCUCCUCCAAAACUCGGGCUGAAGCUGCUCUAGGCCCCAAUCUUGGCUCAGGAAUCUCCGGCGCGAAGACCGAGGGAGACAUACUUUCUCCCGUCACGUUGCCAUGUGGACUCACUGUACCCAACCGCUUUGCGAAGGUGGCCCUGUACGAACAUCUGGCCGCAAUAUUCGGUGGUCCGCCGAAUGUCCGCCACUACGCGCUUUACUCCAAAUGGGCCCAAGGGAACUGGGGAAUAGUAAUGACUGGGAACGUCCAGAUUGACAGGAAUCAUCUCUCCUUGGGAAGAGAUAUCACUAUACCCCGAGUUCUCACCAGGGACACAGUUCGACCGUUUGAAGAGCUGGCACAGAGUAUUCAUGGUGCGGACACUGAAAAUAGGCCGUUGGCGAUUCUACAGCUGUCCCAUGGUGGAAGACAAUCUCCAAAUAUUAUUGGCGGGAGAUGGCCCUUCGUGUCGCCGUUAGCUCCCAGCGCAUCACGGCUGAACCUAGACUCCGAAUCACCUGCAUGGACGGUAUCUGGUUUGAUAUCUCGGUUUUUCUACCAAACGCCACGAGCGAUGUCCUUGAAAGACAUCGAAGACGUAGUUGAAGCAUUCGUACGCAGCGCUAAGCUAGCUGUGGGCGCUGGCUUCGAUGGUAUAGAGCUUCAUGCAGCACAUGGGUAUCUCCUAGCUGAGUUCAUCUCACCUCAGUCCAACUUACGGACAGACCAGUACUCUGCCUCAGCCAACCCUUUGCGCCUAUUGCUGCAAAUAGCCACAGCUGUCCGCGAAGUGGUACCUUCGGAAUUCGCGCUAGGCAUCAAGCUCAACGCGGCGGACUACGCUCAUGGUGCCGCGUCCGACGAGACGCUUGUCCUCCAACAUGUGCGCGAGAUUGCAAACUGGAGGAUGAUAGAUUUCAUCGAAGUAAGCGGUGGUACAUAUGAGCGUCCAGAGUUCAUCACAGGCAGCCUGGGGUCGAAGCGACAAGCUAUCUUCUCCCGGUUCUCCCGGUUAGCGCUUCAUGAGCUCGAGCAGUUGCAAGAGACAACUCCGGGUCUGCAGCGACCUCUUAUUCUCUUAACCGGCGGCCUCUCCUCUGUCGACCUCAUGGAAUCUGCCCUGCGCCACAAGCAUGCUGACCUCCUAGGGAUUGGUCGGCUAUCCAUCCUCAGUCCACGUCUGCCGCGCGCGCUGAUGGAAUCCCCUCGAGAACAACGAUACCUCGAACCGUCACCUCCGGUAUCUGACAUCAAACCCUGGGACAUGGAACCGCUGUACUCCCCGACCUCGUGGUACACCGUCGAGAUGAUUGCACUCGCUCCGAUCAUCUAUCUCUGGAGCCUCACCCCGAAGUUCCUCAAGCCCCGAUUCCCUCGAUAUAUAGGAGCCGGCCUUGAAGUGUCGUGGUAUACAGUUGCCAUGCGCAAUCUCGCGGCGGCGGAGGCUCCGGACUACCGGAGAAUUUACGCAGGAUCCGGUUUAGGAGCUUUUGUUCGGAUGUGGUUCUACGCUGCUCCAGGUGGCGGGCCGUGGUUUUGGCUCUUUGUUGCCAUGCUCUCUGCGACGGCCGCGGUCGGUGUUGCCUUCAAGUUCCUAACACCUAGCCUUAUAUCUCGUGGCUGCGCUUACAACUCAUUCAAUUUCGAUUCGCAGAUGCUCCUGUGCCUCCAGGCACUUUUUUAGGCACGACAUGCCGAUCCAAAAACUUUGCGUCUUUUGUUGUCGUAAAAUCUUACGGGGUGUUUCAAAGAAGUCGCCUGUUGUACGUCUCUGCUGGGUGGAGUGCGUUCAAUUGUCAGAAGGACUCAAUCGCGGCACGUACCUU